AUUUGGAGAGUAUCACGGUACAAACAAGUCAGAUCGCGGUGUGCGGGAUCGAGGGCACGGUCGGUUGGGACGCCGCGACGCUGCAGGUGGCUUCGGGGCUGCGGCCGGAGCGGCUGGUGGCGCGCGCCUCGCUCACCUCGCUGCUCGUCUGCGCCGGCCCGGCUGGUGAUAGGAGACAUGUGCUGCUGCAGCCGUUGAUGAUGGGAGCGGAGCUCGAAGCGACUUGGGAGGCGUGGCGACGUGCAGAAGGCGGUCUCUCAGCGUGCGAGCCCACCGUGCGAGUGGGUUUGGAAUAUGACUGUGUUAUUUUUGACCUUCGACCCAGUGACCUUUCAGCGCUGAUCAGGAUGCGACAAGCGUAUGAAGAGAUAUUCAAGGAAAACUCUCAACGACCAUGCCGCGCCAUCCACCAGUUCCGAGACCAUAUACAAGGGUCGACCGCGAGCUACGCCUUCAUCAGUAUCCGAGCCGCCGGCGUCGGGCUCCGAAGACACGGCUAGCUGGGAGGUCGGCGACCACUACUAUAAGGAUGAUUUGAGGAGUGGUGCCUUCAAAAUAAUAAGUGGAGGCCAGCUGCCGAUGGCUUAUCAAGUUACGCUGUACGGAAGCUGUGUAUCCUGGAGGUAUCCGCAUCCAAGGGCCAUCACACGCGUCAUCGUGUUUCCACUGCCGGGACAGAACAAGGAGACGGAUUGUGUACUGGAAUUCUUCUCACCGAUGUUGUCGCGCUGGGAAUCACAUACCUAUUUCAAACUACCUGUAGGAGAACCGCGCGAGCUUCAGCUACAAAUAUUACCACCAGAGGCUGUAUUUGCACAGAUCUGGCGCUUUAGAGCUUGUUACGACAAUGAUCUCAAAAACCCGCCAUAUGAAUUUCAAAUUUCGAAGUUUAUGCCCAGGACUGAUCCAUUGUCUCCAGACGCGGCACCGGACCCUCCCAGUGGCCGCAGAGGCGAUUGUGGCGUGACAGCAGAACAAUUGUCGGGUGUACUCCGAGUGGACUCGUAUUUCGCACCGCGUCUCCUCCCACAAACAAGACUUGUUGUUCGGGUAGCGUUUUUAGAGGUCCACGCUCAUAAUUCUCUGCCAUGUUUGUCUAGUCAGGCGACAACGUUAGAGGGGUAUUACGUGUCGCGGCCGCUGAUGCGCAGUCAUCGCGUACUAACGCUCUUAGCGCGUGACACCACAGCACACGCGCUGCUGGGCUCGCCGGCGGGUACACUGCUACUCUUAGACACUAAGACCUCAAGCGACAUACUAGAAAGCACAUCAGGCGCAAUGGAGAGGCUGGUGGAAGAAUUCAGCGCACAAAUCGGGCUGACGAUCCCGUGCGGUAGUUUGAACAACGUACGUGCGCGAGUGUGUGCGGGCGACGUGAGGGUGUCCCUGCUUGUGCCGCGGCUAAGGACCCUCCACGCGCUUGCUGGGGACUGGAUGCCUGCUGUUGAUCAGUAUCUCCAAGACUCACCCUUAUACACCGCAAAGGAGCUGUUUAGUGAUAAGAUUAUGAGUAAGCGCGAACUGGCGGCUGCGGCGGAAGUCGCCCUGGAAGGCAGAGUUUUUCUCUGGAUACACAAUAGCUGCGCGUCUGCAUUGAGGAUCGGGCAGGAGGGAACUGAUGAAGUGGUUCCUUUGGGACCUGGAGCGAGGCUGGCUUAUCGAUGGCGAAAUCCCACAGCUGCAAAGAAAAUACGUUUUGCGUUCGCUGGGCCGACUACCGAUUGGCAUUGGUCUAAUAGUAUACCAUUCACAGCUGGUUGCGCAAGAGUCCGACUGGAGGACGCAGAGUCUCUUGGCAGCAGCAAGCUGACCCCGGGAGCUGGAGUGUUCCUACACGCGAAGGUAGAGGAAACCGGGGCGCGGCGAUGCUUACACCUGGCGGGGAGACUGGCGCUAGCCAACAUGCUGCGGUUUGACUUGCUCUACAAGGUACGAGCUAGGUGUACAGACUCUAAUCAGUGGCGCACAGUGUGCUCCGGAGAGCUAGGCUCCGAGACAGUGGGAAGGACCGUCCUAUGCGGCGCUGUAUGCGAGAUGGUCCUCAAAAUAAAAUUGAUGAGCCACGACACCGGCUGGUCCGGUGAUAUUCCAUUGAAGGAGUGCCCGAAAGAAAACGUCCCGUGGCUAGUGAAAGUGCCGAGCGAGGGCGACGUGCCGUACAUGUCUGUGUGGUGCCGCGUAGUACGCGCGCGCAGCGAUGGACGUAUUCUUGCCAUGGUGUGGCCGUUGUACGUGCUGCACUCGCAUCUGCCACUCGACACCGACGUAUUAAUAUCAACAGAGACAGGAUUGUCAUCGACGGAGCUCGGGCCGGAUCAGAGCCGUCCGCCGCCGCUUAUACAAACGACGCCGGGCCGCGGCACUAGCACACAUCUACUAGCACCAGGAACCACUGCUGCUAGACACAACUUGUCAUUCCAAUACAGAAAUAUCGAAUGUCCCGUAACCCGCGAGGUGGUGCCUCUACAUUACGGCGUGACUGACACGUCGGUAUUCGACAAGAGGGCGCCAGUAAACAGCGUUGAUGAGGUCAUCGAAGACAUUCUACGAUGGUUGAAGCGGUCUAGCAGAAGUGCCGUGUCGUCGUGGCCUUACUCGGUUGUAGCAAAACAUUGGUCGGGAACCUGGCAGCCGGCCCUGCUGCAACCCAGGUGUGAAGUUACGGUAAGGUACCAAGCGGUGCGCGCUGGUGGAGGCUGCUGCCUCGAAGUCCAGCUGUGUCCGGUGGUACUGCUCUGCAACGCGACACCCAUAGCACUCACUCUACGAGCGCACGAUGCCGCGCCGCUAUGCAAGCUGGAGCCAGGCUCGGCCAUAUCGCCACCUUCCGUUGUGCUGAAAAAACCGCUGUUCAUGUCGGUGGAGAUGGGCCGCGAGACGUUCGUGAGCGGGCAGCUAGCGGUGUCUGCGCAGGAGCCGGGCCGCUAUGGCGCGCCGCCGCCUGGACACGUUACCCUCGACCAUGCCGCCGACUUCGCUAUACAGUGCAAUCAGAAGGUGGCGCUGAUGACUAUGUACUAUGAAAUAAAGGAAGAUAUAAACGUGCUUGGCGUCAGUUCCACAUACGUACUCAUCAACAGACUCGACACUGAAAUACUGGUAUCGGCUAUGGCAGUGCCAAACGAGGCGGACGAAGUUGCUGUUCUGCGUCCCAAAACAUUUAAAGUUAUUUCACCGACUAAAGAUGGCAGCAUCCAUGGCACGUCAUUGUGUCGUUUCUGGCUGCGCGGGCGCUGGCGCGGCGGUGACCCGGCGGAGUUGCGCACGUACUUGUGCCUGGCGCUACCCGCGGGUGCGUACCCGGCGAGCGCGCCCGUGCCCGUGAGUCUCGGCACUGCGCCCGUGCGGAGAGCGCUGGCGUUGCUUGAUCACAACAAUGUCUCUGUGCCAGUUGUAGUGACACAAGUGAAGCACGAAUGCCGAUGGUUGAUAGCGGUGAACAAGGACACUUGCCCGCAGUUUGUUGUGCACAACCGUUCGCGUGGCUCUCUUGUAGUCGGGCAACCGUUACACAUAAACGAUGAACCAUCUACAUCCGCUAUUUUGGCCACAACCGAGUGUUCUGGCACGAAAUGGUGGUGUGUGGUGCAUCCGGGCGCGGUGACGCACUAUUCGAGCCCGGCGCACUGUCAGCGGUUCCCGCCGCCGUCGCACGCCGCGCCCGCCGCCACGCACGUCCCUUUUCUCACAUUCUCCAAGGCUAGGGAAAAAAGCGAUCCCGAUUGGUGCCAGCCAGUUGCGGUGACCGACGGCGAGCAAUUAGUGCAACUCAGUGGCGGAGAUACGAUUAAAAUGCGCGUGCGCACUCACCCCCACUCCACGCAUAUCGCGCUACACGACGUCGAUGAGCACGAUAUAUCUGCUAGCGACAUCCGACGGCGACUCUUUGGUGCUGUUUCUUCGGACUAUUCGAUGCAAUCAUUUUUGGAUGAUCAAACCCCACCGACGUCCAUCAACUUAGAACGAACCGGCGCUGACGAGAAACUUUUGAAGCGGUCAGUGAACAUCGAGGCAGGAGCUCACGGCGGCUCUGAGGAAUUGGCGGGACUAGCGAAGCCGGCGCGGGUCUCUCCAACUGGGACUUCGCUUGCUGGCGACUCCGAGAGCACGAAGAACGCAGAGUCCACGGUGCUGUUGUACCCAGACACUACCGAUUCGACUGUGGAUGAUGGUUUGUUCUCAGUGCUACAAGAUGAUUCCCAGGAAACUACUGCGGCUGAGCCAAAGGAUACAGAGUCGACGGAGGACAAUUCUUACGUGAUCCAUCAAGAAGUCCAUGACCCUGACUGGAAGGAGACGGGUGCGAUGUGGAGAGUGAGCGAGCGGCUGCGGUGCGUACUGACUGGCGUCAUGGUUUCCCUCGCCUCCUCUACGGAUGCUCUCCCGUUACUAGCACUUCAUGUUGACCGUGCUGCGCUGUUAGUGCUCACUGAUAACAAAAGAACGAAGACAAUAGUAUCGAUAGCAGACGUGCAAAUAGACAACAUGCAGUACGAGUCGGGGCAGUAUGACUUCCCGGUGGUGGCCAGCACUCGCGCCGAGCGGUCGGUGCGCCACCACGCACCGUCGUUGUGGACCAUGUUUGCUGAGAGAAACGCGUUCGCGACGAGGCACGCCGACGCGAGGCUGCUGCUGCGUCUGCAAUACGACAAAUGGAACGUUGUCAACUAUAGAUAUAGAGAGCUGUCGGAGAUAGAAAUUCGCGUUGGCCCAUUGGCGGUGUAUGUGGAGGACGCGUACGUGACUGCGCUAGUGGAACUGUCUCGGCUGGCGUUCCCGGCGGCUGCGGCGAGUGACGCGGCUGUCCCGCUUGCUGAAGAGCGCUCUCUCGUGUCGCCGGUGCGCAUGCGCUCGCUGCUCGUACAUCCCCUCGAUCUUACGCUCACGCUGCACACCGCUGUGCGCAUGUAUAUUGCGCUGGAUCAGAGUCCUUUACGGCUGAGCGCGUUCAAACUGCACGAUUUAAUGACUUCGACGGAGCGGUUGACGCAUGCGCUCACUGUACACUACCUAUCUGCUGCAAUACUCGGUGCUGGUUGGGUCGUGGGUGGUCUGGAGCUGCUAGGGGCGCCGGGCGCACUAGCGGCCCGCGUGGGCAGCGCGACAGGCGGCGUGCGCGGCGUCGCGUCCGCCGCCGCGGCCGCGCUGCUGCGCUCGCUGAGCGCGUGGGCCGGCUCGCUCGCCCGCAACCUGGACCUGCUGGCCGGCGACGAGGAGCACGCGAGACGAGCCGCUGCUGCCCGCAGGAGGCCCCCGCCCAGUCUAAUGGCCGGAUUGGUUGCCGGUAUCACCAACUUUGCUAUUAAUAUAUUAGGUGCAGUAGGCGGACUCGCUCAUCACCCCUUGGUAGGGGUAGCGGUAGGCGAGACUGAGAGUGGCGCCGCCGCCCUGCGCCGCGGGCUGCUCGGAGCCCUGACAAAGCCGCUGAGCGCCACUGCCGACCUGGUCGCGUACGCAGGACACGGCCUUCUCAGCCAGACUGGGUGGGAUCCUGUGCCUCAGCCUCGAUGCACGCGACCGAUCACUGAGGAGAGCUCUAGCGGCUGGCGUCGAGACUGUGUGCGCUGGACCUUCCGGCUCGCCGAGCUGACCGCGCUCGCUGGCUUCGAGGUGCUGCUCGACAAUGCGCCGCUGCAGCUACUACUUACGCAUAAGUUCCUGGUUGUUGCGGAUCCUGAAUCGGAGCGCAUUGUGGAAAUGAUAGACCUGCGCUUCUGUACACUGGGAUCGUACCAAGGGCCUGUUAUUGAGUUAUUAGUUACGCAGCGACGGCAGUCGAAAAUGGCGGAAGCGAGAGCGGUCGAUGACGACGACGAAUACCAAAUAAGUGCGGCUGCGAUGGCGCGUGUGGCGCGGUACACCGGCGCGGAGGGGUCGAGCAGCAACGCGGAGGCGCGCGUGCUCUCGCUGCUGCCGCUGCCGGGCCGCUCGCACGCGCUGCACGCCGCCCUCGCCGCCGCGCUGCAUCACAACGCGGACUCGCAUUUCGCACUACUGUAAAACCACGACUAAAUUAUAUAUAACAACUUAGUCUAUUUUCAUUAAGGUGCGCCCGGGAUGUGCACACCGAAGAGGCUAGUUAGAGGUUAUGUUUACGUUCUUGUAGAUUUCUAAGUAGACCUUCGAAUUAUUCGUGAUCAGCAGUAGCUUGCUGUGGUCUAGGGGGACAGGAAACACUUGCAUCAUAUGGACGAUUAGCUCGUCUGCCUUGCAUCGCAGAUACUAACAAAAACAUAAGGAUGUGCUCAAAACAAUAUUCAAAUACUAAAAGUGUGUUAACCAAUACAAAUAAAUCAAUACUACUGUGAUUAUCACCAAUACAAUAAAAAAAUCUAGCUGAUGAAUGUAUUAACAUGAUGUGUGUUAAUACAUUCAGAAUGGAUGUAACGGAUGUGGGAAAGUAUGGUUAUCAAUAGUGCAUUAUUUUUUUGUGUUUUACAUGAAACUAUUAAAGAUAUUUAACGACUAUUUUACCUAAAAUAUACGAGUUACCUGGAGUUAUUUUGAAUAUACCUAACCAUUCUAUAUUAUCUUAUUUCAUUUUUAAAGUGUUUAAUGCAAAUAAUAAAUGAAAAUAUCGAUUAAUCGAGCCAAAAUAAUGUUUAUAAUUGACAUUUUAAUAUAAGUCAAUUAAAUUAUAUAAUCAUAAUUAUGUUUAGCAUGUAAAGAUGAUUUACGUUAAUUAAUUUUUUUUCAGAAUCAUCUAACCGAAAAUAGAUUGAGAUAGUUCAUUUUCAAAUUUCGUCUCCUUCCUUAAUUUUACAUACCCUAAUUAGGAUCGGAUUGGAGCUUAUUCCAAUGCGGAAACUGCGCAAACGCAUAUUCAAAAAAACAAUUGGUGUAGUUUUUAAGACCAGUCAUCUGCCUGACGCCGACAACCCGGAUGUAACAGAAAAAAGGCCUUUUUGAGAACUAUCUACAUUACCCGUUUAAUAUGAUAACAGUCUUAUAAAAUUUUCUUGAAGCUUCUGAGACGGCUCUAAAUUAGCCUAAUCUUACAAAUGUGGGGCAUAAAAAUGUAGUAAGAUAGUUCGACGCGGAGAGUAUAGUAUUAUUGAACAAGUGGUAGAAUCGCUAGUGUUGUAUUAUAUUUAUUAAAUUAUGAACGAGAUCUAUUUAAAUAUUUUUUUUUAUUCAGAUUUAUAUAAUACUUACAUUAAUCGUGACAAUAUUGAUUUUCCACUUUUAUUAUUUAGUUAUAAGGGAUGAAAUUUCAAUUACGCAUAUUUUCGUGUGCCAAAAUAUGUGGUCUUCCAGAGUGCUAUUAAAAAAAAAACAAUUUUGUACGCCUUAUGUAUGGCCAAAAUAAAUUGAAAAUAUAUUAUUUUGUAUUAUUAACCAUUACUGUCAAACUUAAUAAAGUAGCACAAUAUAAACACUAAAUAAGAUGCAAUAUAUAGCAUUAUCAGCAAAUAAAAGUUCAUCAGGUAUGUAUGAUUCUCAAACACUUAUACUUUCGUUAUUAUAAUAAUAAAGUAUUUAAAUUUCAUCCCGCGUUUUUAUGCGUUUUUGGAUAUUUUUGUUAAUAAGUAUAUUAAUAAACUGCAGGGAAAUGGUACAUAUAUAAUAUAAUGGUAUAAUUCCAUGUUAACAAACGACACAAUUUUUGGCGUCACUCACAAAAUAAGAAAGAGGCGGAGACACUAAAAGAUAUGUUUUUUGUUUGCUACCCUAACCGAUGAUAUCGGACGUUUCUGGAAAUAAUCGGCUGCCUGGCAGGAGUCGCACGUAGUUAAAAAUUCUCUAAAAUUGUAUUCUUUAAUUAUUACGAAUAUAAUGAUUAAUACGGCAAAAAGUGUUUUACAAUUUAAUAAUAAAUUUUUACGUGCGUUUUAUUUGCAGUAUCGAGUCAGUAUAAAUAAUGUCAAGUUGUAUUGAAAACAACGAAUAUUUUACGUCUAAAUUCACAGCUUAGCCCUACAAUAAUGUAGGAAUUCAUUCAAAGUAGUUUAUUGUGCUACUUGUUUGGUCGUCUACUAAAGUAGAACUUGCAAAUUAAAAUUUACUUUGUAUAUGUAUUCAAAUAAUUCUGUUUAAAUUUAAUAUUCACAUGAUUUUACGUAUUAAGUACGUCUAAGUUAUUGAUUUAAGCAUUAUUUAUACCGGUUCGGAGUUAUAAUAUCCUUUCACUGGGAGAUAGAAAAUAAUGACAAAUAUUUAUUACAUUUUAACAAUAAAUAUUUGACAUUAUUUUCUACCAAAAUCAUGCGUAAACAUAUUAAAAACGUUGCUUAAAUUAAUGUGACAAUAAAACCUAUUUCAUGGUUUUCGUAAUAAACAGUAGUGUUAUAAUUACAAAUUAACUCCAUUCAAUCCGCGCAGAGGCGACAUUAUAUAUAAACGUUUUCCUUCCAGAUGGGAAAAUGUUUACAUCAAAUUAAAACAAAGUACUUAUUUAAAAAAAAUAUGUGAAAUGAUGUUAUGUUUAGUGGGUGCGGGAAAACAUUCGCAAACUAGUCAGAAUUACCAUGCGUCCUUCACAUGCAAGAACGUGCUUUAUUGUUGUAAAAGUAUAUAUAUCAACUAUUUAUACCUAUAAAGGGGUUUGUUUUUCAAAAUACCCAGGCAACAUUGCAAAAUUGAGCGGUAAAAAUCUAAGGUCCGUAUAAUAAGAGUAUGAUUAUAAUUAUAAUAGUAACCACUUUAUAAUUGAAAUGCAGCUAAUUAUUCGGUUUUCUUGACUGCUAGUUUCUAGAUACCGAGUGUACCAUAACUCUUAGUCACUUUUAAUUAUAUAAUAUAGUAUAUAUCGACGUAUAUAUCCCCACAGCUAUAACAACAUAGUCACACGCUGUACUAUAUGCCUAUAUUAUAAUCGAUGUAUAUAAUAAACCUACCAUUAUAAUAAGUACGUAACAUGCAAUUGCGUAAGUUAUUUAAAUGUCAAAGGUACAAGAAUGUUUUUAUUCCGACUUUUUAGGGUUACAAGUGUGAUAACUAAAAUAAAUUACUUAUUGUAUGUACGGUAAAUAAAAUCUCCUUUUUUAUUGUGUAUAUAGUUUUGAGGUGACGUCAAUAGUGUAAUGCCGUCUCACGUCAAUAGUGUAAUGCCGUCUCACCAUAAAAGUAAUCACAAUUAGCUUUUAAAAAUUUACAGCAAAUCAUUUACUUCAUAAUAUUUAAAAUUUUCAGAAUUAGUCUUAUCCUAAAAAAAAUAAUUCCAAUAAUCGUUAAAAGAAAACAUGAUACUUAUGUGAUAAGAUAGAUCGAUGGUAUAACCGGAAUGAAAUUAAAUUCUGAAGACUGAAGCAAGCUAUAGAAAUGUAUGCCACACUUUCAGAAAUGGCAACUUCUACUUGUAAUUUAUUUUGUAAACAUUUUGCUGUUUGAAAAAUAAAGACAUUUAAUGUUUGUGAUAUACCUAUUUCUAGAAAAUUAGAUAUCAUUUCUAGUUAUUAAAAUAUACCAAGAAUUGUAUGAAUUCAGAAUUAGUUAUGCGAUUUAUUAUAAAAAUAAAUAAAAUGACGAAA
Molecule: messenger RNA, 9470 nt
Organism: Manduca sexta (tobacco hornworm)
Lineage: Eukaryota; Metazoa; Arthropoda; Insecta; Lepidoptera; Sphingidae
Gene: Vps13B
Exons: 40
Coding region: 361-6000 (1879 amino acids)
Source: RefSeq, a predicted model, not a curated record